Xenopus laevis (African clawed frog) is the source of this 1077-nucleotide messenger RNA. Its product is annotated as olfactory receptor 1. The transcript has 3 exons. Lineage: Eukaryota; Metazoa; Chordata; Amphibia; Anura; Pipidae. Bases 1 to 1077 code for a protein of 358 amino acids. The record is from RefSeq and is a predicted model, not a curated record.
AUGGCCGAUUCUUCCACAGGAAUAGUGGUUCUCCUGAACAACCUGGCUAUAGAGACAUCCACCUUCAGAGAUGAUUUAACCUCCUCAAAGGUCUUUGACAGCAUAUCCUUAAACUAUGAAACAAUAUCUUCUGCUUUAGAGAGAUCUUGUACAUCCGAAAUAUCCAUGAAGAACCAGACGUUGGUCAGUGAGAUUGUUCUCUUGGGAUUUCAGAAUCUCCACAACUUGAAGAUUCCCCUGUUCUCUCUGUUUCUUCUGAUUUAUAUUAUGACAGUUUGGGAGAAUAUCCUCAUCAUAGUGUUGGUGUCCUCCAGCCGGAAACUCCAGUCCCCCAUGUACUUCUUUCUCCAACAGUUGGCACUGUGUGACCUUGUUGUCUCUACUAUUAUUGUUUCCAUCUUGCUCCAGACUUUAAUUAGUGAUGAAGUCUCAAUGUCCCUCUUUGGUUGUAUAAGCCAAAUGUACUUUUGGGGUGCUUCAGAAUGUUUUGAGUGUUUGCUUCUAGCAGUAAUGUCCUAUGACAGAUAUGUGGCCAUCUGUAUCCCACUGCGUUACUCUUCUAUAAUGUCCCACAGGGUUUGUGUCAUUGUUAUUGUUAUGUCUUGGAUCAUCAGUAUCUUCUCUCUAUUGAUAACUGCAAAGCUGAUAGGGAGCCUACGGUUUUGUGAACAGAAAAAUAUUAACCACUUUUUUUGCGACAUGGACCCUCUUCUUCAAAUGUCCUACUCAGAUACCUUCUUAGUGCAAAUAGAAGCUAUUUUACUGUCUAUUCUAGAGGUUAUUUUCCCCUUUAUACUAAUCUGUGUAUCAUAUAUGUGUAUUGCCCAUGAAAUCCUAAAGAUAGUGUCCAAUACCGGGAGACAAAAAGCCUUCUCCACCUGCAGCUCCCACUUGGCUGUGGUCUCCAUAUUUUAUGGAACUCUCAUUGCUAUUUAUGUGGUUCCCCCCAGUAAACGAUCACAGAUUUUAAGCAAAGUUCUCUCGCUGUUGUACACUGUACUUACCCCAUUAGUUAACCCACUUAUUUACAGCUUAAGAAGUAAAGAUAUAAAAGACGCAUUUAAACAAUUAACGUAA